This is a messenger RNA of Anastrepha obliqua, 3037 nucleotides long. Its product is annotated as protein aubergine-like. NCBI's taxonomy places the organism in Eukaryota, Metazoa, Arthropoda, Insecta, Diptera, Tephritidae. The transcript has a single exon. The record is from RefSeq and is a predicted model, not a curated record. Gene Ontology annotation, cellular component: P granule. Gene Ontology annotation, biological process: regulatory ncRNA-mediated gene silencing. Gene Ontology annotation, molecular function: protein binding; piRNA binding. Bases 50 to 2740 code for a protein of 896 amino acids.
UUCGUUUUGUGAUACGCAGAAGAGUAACUUUUUACUUUUUUUUUUGAAGAUGGAUAAAUUAACAAAUGCUGGACGCUCAAGAGGUCGUGGUCGAGCCUCUAAUCCUCAACAGCCUCGUGGCGAUGCACGGAGCCGCCGAACUGGUCAACCUGGACUGCAAGCGGAAGCUAGUGGUGGUCCAGGUCCUUCAAGAAAUUUGCCACAAGCGCCUCCAACGUCUGCUUGGGGACAACCCUUACCAGGUGUAGCGCGUGGUUCAACUAUUGCACCAAAACCAAGCUGUAGUACUGCUCCCGUUCAGCAACGUGCGGCUGCACCAGUUAUGCAAGGCCGAGCAACUGCUCACAGAGGAGCUCCAAUAGGUGAUGCACCAGUUGUUAAGGAAGAUUCCCGUGGAGCAGUGCGUGGGAAGCGUGUGUUACAUGAGGUAGUAACUUCGCGCCCAAGCACCUGUAUUACCAAGACAGGCUGUAGUGGAAAGAAAGUUGUGAUCCAGACUAACUAUUUUCGAGUUUUAAAAAAACCGCAGUGGUCCAUUCACCAAUACCGGGUGGACUUCGCUCCUGACGUCGACAUGAUACGCUUAAGACGUGCCUAUUUAGCUCAACAUAAGGAAACAUUCGGUGGAUACAUAUUCGAUGGCGCUAUGUUGUUUUGUACAAAGUACUUAGAAAAGCCACAAAUGGAGCUUUUAACUAAAAAUCGUGAGGGUGAAACUAUCCAAAUAAAAAUUAAACACGUUGGGCAAUUGGAAGUGACUGAUUCACAGCAGCUACAAGUGCUAAAUCUUAUUUUACGUCGUGCUAUGGCAGGGCUGAAUUUAGAACUUGUUGGGCGUAGUUUCUUUGAUCCGAAGGCAAAGCAUUGUCUAAACAGUUUCUACCUCGAAUUAUGGCCUGGAUAUCAAACUUCAAUACGCCAACAUGAGCAAGACAUUCUUUUAUGUGCUGAAAUUGCUCAUAAAGUAAUGCGCACUGAUACGUUAUAUAAAAUUCUACAAGAUUGCGUCGGUAAACCAGACUUCCAUGAUGCUUUUAAAAGAGAAGUCGUUGGAACAAUAGUCCUUACCGACUAUAAUAAUAAAACAUAUCGGAUAAAUGACGUGGAUUUCCAACAAUCGCCCAAGUCGAAAUUUGCAACCAAAGACGGAGAAAUUUCGUAUAUUGACUAUUAUAAAAAACGUUACAAUAUUACAAUAUCCGAUGCAAACCAACCACUCUUGAUGUCUCGCCCAACUGAACGUGAUAUACGUGGUGGCAUAGACGACUUCAUUAUGUUAAUUCCUGAGCUAUCACGCGCAACUGGACUUACUAACGCUAUGAGAAAUAACUUCAGCUUGAUGAGGGCAAUGAGUGAAUUCACUCGUUUGGCCCCUGAAAGACGUAUUGAACGAUUGCGAGUAUUUAAUAGGCGUUUGAAUCAGGCACCUGAAAGCGUUCAGGUCUUACAGUCUUGGAGUAUGCGAUUAGAUACAAAUCUCGUUGAAGUACCUGGUCGUAUUAUACCAGCUAACAGAAUUGUUUUUGGAAACAAUAAACGUUACGAUUGCAAUGAAUUUGCAGAUUGGACGCGAGAAUUUCGCAAUAAUUCAAUGUACAAACACGUUGACAUUAAGAGGUGGUACGUGAUUACGCCAUCACGGAAUUUACGUGAAGCUCAAAAUUUCGUACAAAUGUGCAUAAGAGCAGCUAAUGGAAUGCGUAUGGGCAUUGCAGAGCCUAUAUAUCAACAAAUUAGUGACGAUCGUAGUGGAUCUUAUUCACAAGCAAUCAAUACCGUUUCUACUGGAGAUCCUCAAAUCGUGAUGGUAGUUCUGGUAUCUGCAAAUGAAGAAAAAUAUGGUUGCGUCAAAAAGAAGUGUUGCGUUGACCGUCCAAUGCCAUCUCAAGUAGUGACACUACGUACUAUUGCCCCUCGCGGAGACAAAGCCGCUGGUUUGAUGUCUAUAGCUACCAAAGUUGUUAUACAAAUGAAUGCAAAACUCAUGGGAGCACCUUGGUUAACCGAAAUUCCAGUAAGUGGUCUAAUGACUGUUGGUUUCGAUGUUUGUCAUUCUCCCAGAGAGAAAACUAAAUCUUAUGGCGCAUUAGUAGCCACAAUGGAUCUGAAGUCGAAGCCCAUUUACUUCUCUUCAGUUUCAGAGCAUGUGAAAGGCCAGGAGCUAUCAAACGAAAUUGCAUUGCGCAUGGGCUAUGCUUUGAAAGCAUAUCAACAAGAGCAUGGUAUGUUACCAAAGAAAAUCCUCUUCUAUCGCGACGGAGUCGGUGAUGGGCAAUUGCAUCAAGUUUUCAACACCGAAGUGAAAUUUUUGAUAGAAAGGUUAAACAAAAUGUAUUCUGACUAUGAGAAGAAACCUACGAUUUGCCCCUUGGCGUUUAUAGUAGUAUCGAAGCGUAUUAAUACUCGUUACUUCAUUAAUGGCAGGAAUCCACCUCCAGGUUCCGUGGUUGAUGAUGUGAUCACUCUACCGGAACGUUAUGACUUCUUUUUAGUUUCCCAAUCAGUGCGUCAGGGAACUGUUUCGCCUACUAGUUACAAUGUUAUUUACGACACCAUGGGUUUCGAUGCCGACAAAUUACAAAUGUUAACAUACAAAAUGACCCAUCUGUAUUAUAAUUGGAGUGGCACUUGCCGUGUACCUGCCGUGUGCCAAUAUGCGCACAAACUUGCAUUCCUUGUCGCUGAGAGCAUUCAUCGUUUGCCAAGCAACGCUUUAGAAAAGCAACUUUAUUUCCUUUAAACAGUUUGAAUGUUUAUAUAUUUUAUUCAUAAUGAGAUAAACGAAAUUUUAUCCAUUUCAAUUUUUCUUAUAUAUAUAUAUUUUUUUUUUAUACAUAAGUGCAACAUCAAUAUUUUAUUUUCAUUUAUUGGCAUUACUUGUUAUUUGAAUUGCAUUUGCUUACGUAUGCACUCAUACGAAUAAACAUUUAUUGGAGUUCUUCAUUUAUGUUCCGACCUACUAAAACAUAAUUAUCAUAUGUAAACAAAUGUUAAGCUUUUUCUAUUGAAAAAUAAAAAUGAAUUUUCGUACAAUGAA